Calidris pugnax (ruff) is the source of this 2007-nucleotide messenger RNA. RefSeq names its product serum response factor binding protein 1 (gene SRFBP1). The record is from RefSeq and is a predicted model, not a curated record. Gene Ontology annotation, cellular component: nucleus; 90S preribosome. The transcript is spliced from 8 exons. Gene Ontology annotation, biological process: maturation of SSU-rRNA. The coding region runs from base 107 to 1417 and encodes 436 amino acids. NCBI's taxonomy places the organism in Eukaryota, Metazoa, Chordata, Aves, Charadriiformes, Scolopacidae.
GGUGCCGCUGAGGCAGCGUGGGGAGAGCUCGUAGGGGAGGCGGCGGCCGGCCCGGCCCGGCCCGGUCCCGGGGGACGGCGGAUCUCUGCGGGCAGGAGGCGGCGCCAUGGCUCCCGUGCUGAACCUCAACAACGAGGUUGUGAAGAUGAGAAAAGAUGUGAAGAAGGCCAGAGUCCUCACUAUUCGCAGACUAACCAGACACAUCGGGAAAUUAAAGUUGAAAAAGGGUUCAGAAGACUUGAAAUUAAAGAACCAAAAACGAGUUGAGAGAUUAAUAGAAGAAAUCCAUGCUAUGAAGGAAAUAAAGCCAGAUGAAGUUACCAGACUUGCUCUUAGGACAGAAGUUAAUUUUGAAAGUGUCUGCAGAAAGCCAAAUUGCACAGCAACUGAGCGAGCCAUUGCAAGACUUGCAACACAUCCCAUCUUGAAACCCAGAUUUGUUGAACUUAAAGCUGCUGUAAAAGCUUUUAAGGACGAAAGAAAGAAUGCAGCCAAAGCCACUCCUUCAAAAAAGACUAAAUCAGAAGAAAAGCCUAAAUCAGCGCAAGAUUGCAAUAGCAAUUUCAAUGACCAAGCUCUUAAACUAGUGCAAAAACAGCAAGGACACAAAGCAAAAAUGAGCAUGAAAAGAGGAACUGACAGGGUGGCUGAAGAACUUUGUGAGAGUGAAGUUGAACAGAAAACUGUAGAAAUGGAGAGAGCAUAUGCUCCAGAAGAAUCUUCAUUUCAGGCAGUAGAAAUGCAAGCAGUCAUUCGGAAUAAAACAGAGAAGAAACUUGGCUAUCAAAAAAGGAAAGAAAAUAUGAGCAUGAACAAAUUAAAUGCCAUUAAAAAAAAAAUGGGUGAUGAUAGUGACCAGGAACAUCCUAAUGAAGAGGAGUAUUUUGAUGAUAGUACCGAAGAGAGGUUUUAUAACCAGUCAUCAGAUUCUGACAGUGACAGCAAUGAUGAUUUCUUCAUUGGCAAAGUGAAAAGAAAGAAAAAAAUAGCAGCAGUCACUGGUCUUCCUUCAGCGAAAGAAAAGGAUAGACUUCAUAAAAACAUAGUGAAGAAAGAAAAGAACACAGUGGCUGGAACAGUGCGAGGUUUGGUCAUGGAAGAGGGAAAGCCACAGGCGAAAGCAGGCAAGCUAGAAUCGAUGUUCUGCAGUUCUUUGUCUACCUCUAAUGAGAAAUCUCAACACAAAAGAAGAAAUACUAAAGACCAGCCACUCAAAAAUGGAAGAGCAGCUCUUCUUAAAAGGGAACCACAACUCAAGAAGCAACCAUUUGCAAAAGCUGCAGGUAUAAAAUGUGACAAUAAGAAAGCACGUUUGGAGCAGCCUCUUCAUCCAUCAUGGGAAGCAAGCAGGAGACGCCGGGAACAAAUGUCUCAAAUUACAGCAUUCCAAGGAAAAAAGAUUAAAUUUGAUGACUAGACUAUAUGUAAAUCCAGAUAUUUUUUUUUAAAAAAAAAAGGUCCUUGCGGAGUUGCAUCCCAUGGUAUUUUCUUAGGAAGUAACAACUGCUGUUUGAACAUUUUUGUUAUACUGUCCUUUGCAACCUAUAAAAUAGCAACUGCUAGAACUUGCCAUCCAUUAAUAAUGAAGAUUGCUUCAUUUCUCCAGUGUGCUGUCUGUUGAUUAAUGGAUGAUCCUAUGGUGUUCGUUCAUAAGUCCCAUUAUGUAAUGUCACCAUUUAUGAAAUACACCUUAAUGUGAAUCAGUGUUUUUUAGGAACAUCAGUUAUGCCCUGUAGGAGCAGUACAGAUUUGGGGGGCUUUUUUUUUUUUGUAUUUUAAACAAUAUGAGGACUUGGUUGUCAAAAGAGAGGGGAAAGUACAAAACAUUGUGGUGAUAAUCCUAAAACUAUAUUUUCAAAUAUAUCUCAACUGAGAAAAAGAGAUUCCUAAAUUUGAACAGACUUCACAAAUUCAUGAAUGUAUCGUGUAACUGGAAAAGCCGAUCAGUAGUAUGUGUGAUAUAAUAAUUUCUGGAGAGCAAUAAAAUAUUGGCCUGUUAAAUUGUGA